Symbiodinium sp. CCMP2592 is the source of this 3312-nucleotide messenger RNA. The record is from the annotation of a GenBank genome assembly. NCBI's taxonomy places the organism in Eukaryota, Dinophyceae, Suessiales, Symbiodiniaceae.
AUGUGGGGCAAAGACGAAGACCGGGGACAACACGGAGGUCCCAGAAAGAUGGAGGCCGGGCGGGCGGUUAUCCUCGAGCAAGAUGUGGUGUCAGGUGCCCGGUCCCAGAAGCGCGGUCUCGCUCUCGGGACGACGGAGGUCGGGGAAAAGACGGAGGCCAGGCUUAUCCUGAACCAAUAUGGUUCGUGGUCCCAGAAAGAUGGCGGCCGGGACAAGGCCGGGAACCUUAUCCUCAAGCAAUAUGGAGCGUGCGGUGUUGCUCUCAUAAAGACGGAGGCCGCUGACAAGACGGAGGCCGGGAAGCAGUAUGGGGUCUCAGGCGGGGACGAGGCCGGAGCGCUUAUCCUCAACCAAGAUGGGGUUUCGGGUGCGUGGUCUCAAGCCGAAGAAGGCGAAGGCGGGGACGAGGCCGGCAGAGACGAGGCCGGAGCGCCUAUCCUCAACCAAUAUGGGGUCUCGGGCGGGGACGAGACCGGAGCGCUUACCCUCAACCAAUAUGGGGCGGGGACGAGGCCGGAGCGCUUACCCUUCAACCAAUAUGGGGUCUCAGGUGCGUGGUCUCAAACCGAAGAAGGCGAAGGCGGGGACGAGGCCGGAGCGCCUAUCCUCAACCAAGAUGGGGUCGUGGGUGCAUGGUCUGAAGCUGAGAAGACGGCGGAGGCGGGGACGAGGCCGGAGCGCCUAUCCUCAACCAAGAGGGGGUUUCAGGCGCGUGGUCUCAAGCUGAGAAGACGGCGGAGGCGGGACGAGGCCGGAGCGCCUAUCCUCAACCAAUAUGGGGUCGCGGGUGCGUGGUCUCAAGCCGAAGAAGGCGAAGGCGGGGACGAGGCCGGAGCCCUUAUCCUCAACCAAGAGGGGGUUUCAGGUGCAUGGUCUGAAGCUGAGAAGACGGCGGAGGCGGGCGAAGGCGGGGACCAGGCCGGAGCACUUAUCCUCAACCAAGAUGGGGUCGCGGGUGCGUGGUCUCAAGCCGAAGAAGGCGAAGGCGGGGACCAGGCCGGAGCACUUAUCCUCAACCAAGAUGGGGUCGCGGGUGCGUGGUCUCAAGCCGAAGAAGGCGAAGGCGGGGACCAGGCCGGAGCACUUAUCCUCAACCAAGAUGGGGUCGCGGGUGCGUGGUCUCAAGCCGAAGAAGGCGAAGGCGGGGACCAGGCCGGAGCACUUAUCCUCAACCAAGAUGGGGUCGCGGGUGCGUGGUCUCAAGCCGAAGAAGGCGAAGGCGGGGACCAGGCCGGAGCACUUAUCCUCAACCAAGAUGGGGUCGCGGGUGCGUGGUCUCAAGCCGAAGAAGGCGAAGGCGGGGACCAGGCCGGCGGGGACGAGGCCAGAGCGCUUAUCCUCAACCAAUAUGGGGUCCCAGGCGGGGACGAGGCCGGAGCGCUUAUCCUCAACCAAUAUGGGGUCCCAGGCGGGGACGAGGCCGGAGCGCUUAUCCUCAACCAAUAUGGGGCCGGAGCGCUUAUCCUCAACCAAUAUGGGGUCCCAGGCGGGGACGAGGCCGGAGCGCUUAUCCUCAACCAAUAUGGGGUCCCAGGUGCGUUAUCCUCGACCGAUAUGGGGUCCCUGGUGCGUGGUGUCAACCCGAAGCAGACGAAGGAACAGGGACGAGUCCCCGCUGCGCUUAUCUUCAACCUGAGUCAGAGUUACGAGGCGCAGCCAACACAAGUGCAGCACAGGCCGAGCCGGCCUCUCUCCAACGGAAGUGGCGGGCAGAAAACGAAACCAGCUCACUGUGGACGUAUCGUGUAUGAUGUGCCACCGAAUCUGCGAGCAAAUCUUCAUCACCUGUUCAAGCGCCCGUCCGAGCAAGCCUGCAUGCGAGGGUCUAGCACCGCACGUAGCUCUCCCGCAACAGCCAUGGCAGGACAUUUUGAGCCGGACCUAAUUCGGCAGAUGAUUGCCCGCUUCAUGGACGAGAUUCGCAAGGUUCCCGUUCGUUUCGGCAUACAACAACCACUCGAGUCGGCAGAGCUAUCAGCGGACAUCACGCACGCCAUCGGAGAGCUCUCGCGGCACAUGCACCUCGAUGAAACGGACUCACAGUGGCUCAUGUAUCUGGCAUCGCACCUCGAGCCUGAACUCGGAGCAACGCUCAUUCCUGCGCUAUGGAGACUCAAGGAGGAUGUCAUGAUGUGGACGGUACGCUGCCAGCGACCUCGAGAGCCUUCGCCCUUCAGUCUGCCACCUGCGGCAGCCGAGAGCGGAACCGACGGAGAAGAAGAUUACUUAAGAGCUGCGAACGCCAUCGUCGGAGGAGACCGGCGCGCGGUCCCAGACUGCAACGGCUGUUUCAACGAUCUAAUUCCAACCGAGCUGCAAUGCAGAAAAGCAGGAGCUGAUGCAAACCGGCAGUCGCACGACCGGAUUGCGCGCCACGGGGAACGGCUGACCCUCUGUCUCUUCAUUGCGGUCAGCGACGACCAGCCCCAGGGUUGGGAUGUCAAGCGCGUCGGCUCCUUCACCAGGAUCACGCCACGAUUCAACAUCAUGGGUGAGUACGGCACUUACAUCGGCACGCACCCCAAGAAGGGUCACGACAUCAUCCUGCAGUUUCACGACUACUACUGUGAGACAAUUCGAGAGAUCCCGUUGCCGACUGUCGUGGACCAGGAUGAGGUGGCGGAAGCCAUCGUUCCCGACACGUGCCCAAGAGACACACCAUCGGGCCUGGCCGACGACGGGCGUGAGGUCCAGGUAUGCGAAGAAGGAGAGAGGACCGGCGACGUGCCAGGCAACGGCGCUAUGUGCUCUCGACGCGAAGGUCCUGUGCCUGAGGAGGGAGACAGAAUCAUGGUCAUGAAGGAGGCUUGGUUGCAGCUCGUCAUGAACCGUUUAAAGACUUUGGAGAUCCGCGGUGCACCGGCUGCGUUGGGGAGAACUUGGCUGGGCUGCAAUGGCCAAAUUCACGGAGCAGCCAACAUCGUCAACUGCAGCAUCAUCACGGAGGCAGACUUCCAAGCCACAAGAGCGCAGCACAGGCACUUGGGAGAAAUGCCCAACUACAAGAAAACGUACGCCCUGGCUCUGCAAGACGUGACGCAGCUCGAGCCAAGCAUCGACUACUAUCGGCUGCCAGCCACAUCACCGUGGGCGGUGUUUCGCACCGGACCAACUGGCAAAUCACGUCGGUCGGGGGCGCAGAAAAGAACUUUGGAGCAAGCGCAUGACACGAAGCCAUGCGAAGACGUGCCGACGGAGCUCCGAGCCGAAGCCAGCCCGAUGCCGCUGACAUCCGGCAUGGUGGACCCAGAAGAGCCUUCGCUCGGGGCAGGAGACCGGACGGACGAGCAUGACGACAGGAACAAGGAGUGA